UUUCCCCAUAUCUGUUGCUCCUCGCGAAGAGAGAGAGAGAGGAACCCUUAAGCGAGCUUGGACGAAAACCAGUCUCCGGCGGUUCGAUCUGGCACAGUGCGGCGGCUCGGCCGCCAUAUUGCUGGGAAAACCAGUCGGAAACGGCAGUGGUUGGCCAGAUCCGAAGUCCAUCUGGCUGCGGGAGAUUGUUGAACAGGAUCGGAUAAAUUAAUUAAGAGAAUCGGCGAGGGGGGAGCAAGUAGAGAGGAAUUAAAGAGGAUGUACAAGAACCAGCUACAGGAGUUAGCACAAAGGAGCUGCUUCAAUCUCCCGUCUUACACCUGUAUAAGGGAAGGACCGGACCACGCUCCUCGCUUCAAAGCAACUGUCAACUUCAACGGGGAGGUAUUCGAGAGCCCGACCUUCUGUUCUACACUCCGACAGGCCGAACACGCGGCCGCCGAAGUCGCCCUCGCCGCUCUUUCCCAUGGCGGACCAUCCCAUUCCCUUGCAGCUCGAAUCCUGGAUGAGACCGGGGUCUACAAGAAUCUCUUGCAAGAAAUCUCUAGGAGAGUUGGAGCACCAUUGCCAUCUUACACGACUAUCCGUUCUGGUCUGGGACACCAACCAGUCUUCACAUGUAACGUUGAGCUAGCUGGGAUUACUUUCACUGGAGGCCCAGCUAAGAACAAGAAGCAAGCUGAGAAAAAUGCCGCCAUGGCUGCCUGGCAUUUGCUUAAAAAACUGGCAAAGGAAGCAGCAAGCUCAUCCUCGGAACCAGAUAACAAUGAAGAACAGGAUCAAAUCACUAUCGCUCGUGCGCUUCUAAAUUACCACUUGAAGGAGAAGAUGGUAAUGGCGAACAACCCUCAUGCCACCCCUUUUCCAAAGAAGUUUGCUCAAUUAGCUGAGAGGAAACCAACAUAUGUGCAACAAGCUCCUCUCACUGGGUCAAAGAUUUUACCUUUGCUCCAACCCAAAUCUAUAUCAAGGACUGAUGGAGCCACAUUAUUAUCACCAACAACCAUGCUUAACGAAAAUAAACCUCGGCCGCAGAAGUUCCCUGCAGCAGGAGCUCUCCGUUAUGUUCCAGUCAGGAACUAUGGAGUUCCAUUUCAUGCUGUAGCUCAGCCGGUAACAAUAAGAACUGCAGUGCCAGUUUUCUCGGCUCCACCGCUUCCACCACCAUCACAGGCACCACCAUUUGAAAAGGCAUCUCCAGUCAGUGUAAGACCCGUCGUCCCGGUUUUUGCUUCGCCGCCAUCGAAUGUGAUAAAGGAACCGGUAUCUGCAGUCAUGGCUUCAGCAGAAUCUCCCCCACCAACCACUCUUCAAAAGAAGGAAUUUGAACAUACUGCAGCCUUGCAAGAAGUGAAGGAAACUAACGAUAAUGCUGUAGCUUUGCCGGCUCAGGUGAAGGAACUAAGCCUUGACAUUAUGUCCUGUCCUCAGCUGUAGUUCUGAAGGAUGCACAUACGUUGUUGAAUGAAUUGAAGGAGUUAGAGAUCUCAUAAAAAAGGUACUUUUAUGCAAUGUUUCAUUGGGAUGAAUGGAUGCUCAAAAUUCGCAUUUCAUCCUCCUUGCAAACUCUCUUUUUUAUUCUAUUUUAUAUUCUGUUUCCUGGAUUUUGAAGCCAAGUAGUUGAUGUUUUCAUUUUUGUUGAA
Molecule: messenger RNA, 1643 nt
Organism: Dendrobium catenatum
Lineage: Eukaryota; Viridiplantae; Streptophyta; Magnoliopsida; Asparagales; Orchidaceae
Product: double-stranded RNA-binding protein 6
Exons: 3
Coding region: 259-1437 (392 amino acids)
Molecular function (GO): double-stranded RNA binding
Source: RefSeq, a predicted model, not a curated record